Messenger RNA from Xenopus tropicalis (tropical clawed frog), 6715 nucleotides. RefSeq names its product GRAM domain containing 1A (gene gramd1a). The record is from RefSeq and is a predicted model, not a curated record. The transcript is spliced from 21 exons. The coding region runs from base 1276 to 3816 and encodes 846 amino acids. Gene Ontology annotation, cellular component: organelle membrane contact site; endoplasmic reticulum membrane; membrane. Lineage: Eukaryota; Metazoa; Chordata; Amphibia; Anura; Pipidae.
AACCACUAGCAGCCCUCCAGCUACAGCUACAGCCCCCAGCAUCCGUGAACUCCUAUAGCUGGAAGCUGUAGUAUAACAACAGCCGGAGAACAUCAACUGUCCCCUUUGUGACUUGGUUGGCAUCAGGCUGAAGAGGAGGAAUGUCUGGAAGCCUUCACUGUGGUCGCAUCUAGUUGGUGCCGACAGUCUCAAUUCUCAAACAGCCGGAGGGCUGGAAGUUGCCCUUUCCCUGUGUAAGUGGAUCAGGAUCCAGUGAGCUGAAUUGGGUUGAAAUCAACAGAGAUACGCAUGAAGGAAAGGGAAAGUUCAAUGGGAAAGGCGUCCAGGAAGGCACAGGAGCACUACUCCCAGCAGAGUAAGUAACUCCCCGCAGAGUAAGGGGCACUUAGACAGGGGAGGGGCAUUGGGAGUGACAUCCUGGGGAACAAACAGGAUUCUCUGCUUCACAAGAUGCCCAUUGAUUCACUUCUGACACAGGGACACAGUGAACGAGAGGCUGCGUGGGGGAUUUGAACCCUAUAACAUUGCGGAAUUUACCCGGGAGAGAUUAUAUUAUUACUAUCAUUGAUCCUGCCUGACUCAGUAUGGCUUUUAUUGAGGGCAUUUGCACCGGGACACAACUUCUAUUGUCCAGGAAAGAUAAUUGAUAAUAAAGAAGUUAUUUUCGGAGGUGGGAGAAGUCGAUGAGAAUAAGAGACUGCAGAGAGAGAGAGUUUCCAUUCGAGAAUCGGGGAGAGAGUCGGAACCACAGGGAGCCCAAAUGGGACCCGAGGAGUCUCUGAAGAACUAGAGCGUUUCCUUGCUCUUCUACUUGCCCUUUAAAGCUUUUUUACCUAUGUUUAUUUUUGUUUUUUUCUUAUACCAGGAAUUUUAGAGUUACUGUGAAACAAAAAAAAAGCAAUUUGACACUUUUUUGCUGUUUUUACACAUUUUCGAAGUGAAAGUCUCAGGCCUUACGCACGCCGAGUCCUUAUUUCCAUAUUAACCCCACGACUGGCGCUUUAAUGCGUCACCAAUGGAUCCGACGGAAAUGACUUCACCCUUCUGAAAUGGUUUUGAUGUGGGAAAAAACCCAUAUUUGCCUUUUCCCCCUUUUUUCAUGUCUGACUUGCCCCGCCCCCGAGGAGCCAGUUGUUUUGCAAUGAUUGAUUUUGGUUUAUUUCCCUUAUAAUUAAUUCUUUCCGGAUCGUAUGAUGCUAAAAAGAGAAACUGUCCCCAAGGAGCUUACAAUCUAGAGGUGUGUAAAGGCUAAACGUUGGAUUAACUGUCGCCCCAAUGAGAGGCACCAGACCCAAUUCCUUUGCCGUAGCCAUGGAAACCCUCAAGCAGUUGCCGUCCCUAAAGCCCCCGGAAUCGUGGUCCUGUUCAUCCACCCCGAGUGCCAGGCGGAGGCGCCUCAAGUCAAAGAAGGGUCAGAGGACCCCCGAGUCUGGAGGAAGAAGCGACGCAGAGGGGUCGGCCGUAAGAGGGAGGAGCCUGAAACCCCCAGCUAUAGAAGUGACCCCGUCCAGUGAGGAUGAGGCCUGGUCCAACUGCUCCACACCCAGUGCUUCGCCACAGAGGCGCCGCGGCCUGUUUAGGAAGUGGCUAAAGAGGCGAGAGGCAAAAAGCUGCACUGGCAGCAUCACUCCCCGCAGCACUCCCAGUAACUCCCCUGCUGUGCGGAGGCGUCUGGUGAGCAGCGAAGUUGACAAUAUGGUGGAAAGGGGAUCCGAAGGCUCCGCAGAGCAGUCCCCCAACACUUUAACCCCCACGCUACCCCAGUCUGCCGCUGUGCCAGGGACCCAGGGCAAUGCCCAGCAACCCACGCAGUCCAACUCCCAGCCUGGAACCCCACUCACGGCGCAGCUCAGCGGGCGAGGAUUCAUACGGAACAGCAAGAAGAUGCAGAGCUGGUACAGUAUGCUGAGCCCCACGUACAAGCAGCGCAACGAAGACUUUCGCAAGAUUUUCAAGAAGCUUCCGGAUUCCGAGCGCCUCAUUGUUGACUACUCCUGUGCGCUGCAGAAGGAUAUCUUACUCCAGGGAAGGCUCUAUUUGUCGGAGAACUGGAUCUGUUUUUAUAGCAACAUUUUCCGCUGGGAAACCACGAUCAUGAUCCAGCUGAAGGACAUACAAUGCAUCAAGAAGGAGAAGACAGCCAAGCUGAUUCCCAACGCCAUCCAAGUAUGCACUGAAACCGAGAAGCACUUUUUUACCUCCUUCGGCGCCCGAGAUCGGUCGUUUCUGCUGAUUUUCCGUCUCUGGCAGAAUGCUCUUCUAGAUAAGACCCUGUCCCCGCGGGAGCUGUGGCACAUUGUACACCAGUGUUACGGGACUGAGCUGGGACUGACCAGUGAGGAUGAAGAUUAUGUGUCGCCUCGAGACCUGCUGAACGGCUUGGGGGGGAGUGAGGAUUUCCCUGAGAGCACCGACCUGAGUGACACUUCAUCCCGCGGUGACACCAAACUCAGUGCCAGCCCCCAACUGCCUGCGACCGACUCCUUCACCUCCCUCGCCAGCGCCGACAGCAUGAUCCCUCCAGCGGAGGAUGCGGCCGCCCAAUCAGAUGCCCAGUCAGACUCCCAGUUGGAAGGCUCGUCCAGUCAGACGGUGACUCCUCUGUCGGAGAUGGCUGGCUCCGCCCUCCUGGACUCCCUUCCUGCCCUGGAUUUAUUGCCCAGUGAAGAACUGCCCACUGACCCCAGCAACAACUCCACCCCCAGCUCCACGCAGGACGAGGAAGCCAGUACAGCGCCUAAAGACACCCCCUCGUCGGACCUGACCGGCAGGCUACAUAUCAAUGCCGUGUAUCACAUCAGCGCAGAGCACCUACAGCACGCACUGACCACCGACACCCAAUUCAUGAACGAUUUCAUGGAGCAGCGGAAAUUCACAGAUAUCACAGUGAAUCCCUGGAUGCGGGACGGCAACGGGAAACAGUCUCGGAUACUGAAUUACACAAUCCCCAUCAAUAACCCUCUGGGGCCCAAAUCUGCCCCGGCUAUAGAAACCCAGAUUCUGCACAGUGUGAAGGGGUCAGUCUGUGUUCUCGACACCCAGGUUAUAACUCAGGGCAUCCCCUACCAGGAUUAUUUCUACACCUCUCACCGGUACUGCAUCAGCAGCGUGGGCAAGAACAAGGCACGCCUCAGGGUUUCCUCUGAGAUCUGCUACAGGAAGCAGCCAUGGAGCCUGGUACGAGCCAUCAUAGAGAAGAACUCCUGGAAUGGCAUGGAGGAGCACUUCAGCCUGCUGGCCGAUGCGGUGGCAAAGCUGGACCAGUCCUGCGCGGAGGAGAUGGGGGGCAGAGAAAAGCCUGCGCUACGGCGGAGGAAGCGCACUUUAAGCUGGAAGUCCCAUCACAACGAUACCAAUAACACCGCCUCCCCCCAGAUUGAAAGCGAAAGAGUUUCCCGUAACUCCAGAGUUUCAGGCAGCAUCUCCUCUCAGCUCUCCCAGCUCUCCAACCGAGACACGUCCAGCAACAUCCCCAACGCGCUGUUUGUUAUCAGUAUUGUGCUGCUGGUCCUGGUGGUCCUGAACAUGAUGCUCUUCUACCGCCUCUGGUCGCUGGAGCACACGGCUCGGACAUUCCAGACGUGGCAAAACUACGCCGUGUCCCAAGGGAGGUUCCCCCAGAGUUCCGCCGACUGGGCCGAGAUCCUCGAGCUACAGAAGCGCUUCCACAACGCCGAGGUGCAGAAAUGGAAGCAGACGCUCCGAGCCUCUGUGCAGCUGCUGGAUGAGAUGAGGAUGUCUCUGCAGAGACUGCAGCAGGGAGUCCUGAUGGCCGAUUCCGACACAGAACCUCACGAGGAAGACGCCCUGUCGUGAAAUACAACUCCCCGAAUCCUAUCGUUAGAGACAUUACAUAAAGGAGCGUAGGAGACACCCGGCAGAGACAAGGCCCUCUCGGAAGAGAGUAUCUUGUAUGGAUCAGCAAACUAGGGACUAACAAACUGCAGGGAUUAGAGUGCUGGCAACUGACACCCUGCAGCGAUUAGAGUGCUGGGAACUGACACCCUGCAGGGAUUAGAGUGCUGGCAACUGACGCCCUGCAGCGAUUAGAGCGCUGGGAACUGACACCCUGCAGCGAUUAGAGCGCUGGGAACUGACACCCUGCAGCGAUUAGAGUGCUGGCAACUGUCACACUGCAGGGAGGAGUCACCUAUAUACUUACUCAUUGGUAUUAGAGUGCUGGUUACUGGAUAGACAGCUGCAGCCUAUCUGAGCCAUCUUGUAUUGAGAGUGGAGGAGGGGGAACGCCCCAGUUUGCCUCCCUCCUGCUGUUGGGCAGCCUCCUGCAUGCAGCGUCUUGCCGCUCGCGAUACCCGGGGGCCCCGUAGCAUGGCGUCACAGAUCCCCCUCAGGCUUGGGGGUGCAGGUAUAUUUAUUUCUAUAUAGUGGGUAUCGGUCAUGGCAGUUACGCCAUAAUCAGUUAUGGGGGUGUGGCCUCACCUUUGAUUCAGCCAAUGGGAUCAGCCAUAUUAUGGGCACUGGUUUUACGAGUGGGGGAGUGUAAUGCUGGGAUAUAGCUAUAGGCUCGUUUGUACUGUACAGUCAUAUUGUUAUAGUCUCUCCUCCGGCUCUGGGGGCAUGGAUAUUUGCAGCCUUUACUGGGGGGGCAGCAUUUCUUCUCCCCUCCGGCACUGUACGGGCCAAUGUGGGUUUCUGAUUGGCCGACCCUAUGCGCAUACUUAAUGUAACAAAGGAGGAAAGAGCGAAUGGAGAGACUUAUGGAUUGUACCUGGCAAAUGUGCUUAUAAUAGGAUUGUGGUGCCCCUCCCCCAAGCCCUUAGUGUGCCCCACCCUCUGUGCCCAUUGGCUAGCAUACUGAUUGCGAGCUUAUGUGCGACAUUCAUUACUUGGUGCCCUCGGCAUUGGGCGCAACCAUUCACUCCGGGGGUAGGACAGAAUGUUGGGAUAAUAAAGAGCAUUAUGGGUAAUGAGCCCAUUUGUUUAGGGGGCUUCUGUAAGAAACUCAUGCCUGCUGCUUGGAUAGUGGAGAUUGUAUCCAGUAUUCUGAUUGGCUACAGCCCUUGGGCGCCAUUUUGUGUCGAGCAUUUCAGACUGAAAGAGAUGAAUUUAAUAUAGAAUUUUAGCUAUUUAUUUAUUUAGUUUAUUCCGACUGUAACGUGCGGUGGGCGGGGCUUAUGGCCUUCCCGCCCCUUUCUGUGGCCAUAACUUGUGCCCUUGCCAGGUUCCUUAAGGAUUUUUAAUUUAUUUGCCCCCCUGCCCAGCAGUCGCAUCACUGCUAUAGAAAGUUCCGGAAGGGGGGGGGGGGGUUGUUGGCAUAGCAGCCGGGGAUCAUUUCACUGCCAGUAUCUCCGUGUUGGUAUUUAUUGGGUCAAGACUUACAUUGGGGGGGGGUGUAGUCUUGCCAUCUGCUUAUUAAUGGGCUGGACCCAUAAACACGGGGUGGGGGGGGGCAAUAGGCAUUCAUACCUCAGUAGCCAUCGGCCGGCCAACCCACCCAGACUGACGAAGGGCAUCGGGCAAAGGGAAAGUCUGUGAAUUAUUGGGGGCCCCCCCCCCCCAUUUGAAUGUAAUGCCCCCCCCCCCGCAUUCCAAGGUCUGAACGCUCCCAUUGGGCCCCACACUGUAUAUUCAGUACAGUACCCUGUACAUAUCCUUGGUUCUGUUUAACAUUUCAUAAUGGGCGGGGCCUACUCAGCGGGAUACGCCCAUUCCUGCCUCGACGCGGGGCCAAUUCAGGAGAUUCCGCGAUUGAGGGCCCUGUGGGGGCUGAACAAAUUGUUCUAAAUGGGCCCCAUCAUGUGACUGUAUUUGCAUUGGGCACAGGCCCAAGGGGGGACGUCUUACCCUUUAAAGCCUCAAUAAUAUGGCACCGCCCCUUUAAAAGCAGACACAUAUCAAGUCCCGUUCCUGUAUAGCGGCAUUGUGCGUAUCCUGCAGCCUGCACCGGUUUCUCUGCAGCCAUGAUAUGUAUGUUUGCAGAUUUCCCCUUUAAUAGUGGGGAGCAGCGGUGCCGGGGGUACUAACCAGUGCUGUUGGGCCCCCGCGGGGGGGGGGAAGACGCCACCGAUGUAAAUGUUCCUCCAUUUCCCGCACACACUGUAUUUCAGUUAUUUUGCACAAAUCCAUGUACUGUCACUUUAAUGGUGUUACUUUGUCUGAUGCCUCGGCACCGGGGGGGCGCUGGGGGGGGGAAGGAGAAUGGAUUUAUUCUGGGUCUGCUCAUGGGGUGGGGGAUAAAUCACUGGGGGACCCUCUGGUUCUCAAGUAUUAAGAGCCCCCCCUAGUAAUAGUGAUUGUCUAUGGCAGCCCCACUGGCCUGGUGAGGUUUACUUGCCCUUUAAACUCUUUAUGGAAACCUUUCAGCCGGGGCCCCAGAGACAGGGAUUGGGCAGCUAGUCUGGCCCCUGGGGAUGGGCAGACCCACUUGCCCCCACUGUACCCCAAGGGGUAUAUACUGUGUGAAUUCAUUCUCCAGCCCCCCCCCCCAAGUCCUACAGCAGCCGCGAGGCACUGGCGGGGGGAGGGGGGGGGAUCUUUAUGGAAUAAAAUAACCCACUGCUCAAAAGCUAUUGGCUCAACUACAGUUCCCAGCAUCCUCUGUUGCUAAGCUACCCAGAAUCCUCUGUUGGGAGCUGUCGUUGAGCAGUAGGCGGAGAGUGGGGAGGGGUAACUAUUUCCGGGGCAGACAGACUUGAAGAGAUUGUUUGUGUAAAUGUGUGUCCACCGCUAAUAUUUAUUAAAAUGACUGAAGAGA